GAUUGCGCCAUGUGAACAAAUUUAUAAAAGUGUAAAUGGAAGUUCUAGGUUCACCAACAAAGAAAUUGAAGAAAUAAGGGCCUUGAGUUUUUUUGCGUUUGGAAAACGAAGAUUUUUCAGAUUCCUUUCACCACAGCCUAGGCAGCAUUUAUGUGUUCCGAAGGUGGAAAAGAAGACUUUCAUCAUUCACCAGUUAGGAACAAGGAUUAUCAAAAAGUUUGCUCAUCACCUUCAGAUCCUGUGCAUUUUGAAGUGGAUGCUUCUCAUGAAAAAUUAGAAAGCAACUUGGAAGCGGAUGCCAGGAAUGUCAGCAGUCUUUGUCAAGACUUAACUUGCUCAGAUUCUCCCUUCUAUAUGGAUACCAGCAGUACCAAUUCAGACUUGCCUCAGAAUGAAAUAAAGAAUGUAAAAAGGGAAGAUGAGUCUAAACUCACACUUGCUGAAGAAAUUUAUAGCACACUAGAUGACCAGUUAGGUGAUUUCAACAUUGGAAAUGACUCACAGAAUGUACUACCUCAACUAGUUGACCCCAGCAUUUCUUCCUUCAGACAAUUUGAACCCAUUUGCAAAUUUCAUCACACAGAAGCAUUUAGUAAUGAAAUGAUAACAUUUCAAAAUCUGAAAGAAGGCUUACCUUAUACAGUACAACCCGAAAUGCAAAUUCAUGUGUAUUAUUGUGCAAAAGACACUAAUAUAAAGGAAGUUUCAUUUAAGGAAGAAAAUUCACUGGGAACUAGCACUUCUACAAAUGAAGAGCAAUUUGCUCAUAAAUGUGUCAUACAACCUUCUAGAAGUCCACCUGUAGUCCACGGCAGCGGAGAGACAGUGAAAUUCAUGGAAAUGUCACUGGCUAAAAGUGCUGCCACGGAAUCUGCCCUCAAACCUAGUCAACCUCAGAGCUUCUGGUAUGAGGAAAAUGUACCCAGUGAUGUUGACAAACCGUUUUACAAAGAGAACGGCUUUAACCAGCUUGAUCUGAAAGCUAAUUAUGCAACAGAAAAGAUUUCAGUGUCUUCAAAAAGAAUCCAGAGUUUCGGAGCUAUUCCUGAGAUGCCAAUCAGUCACCAAAAGGAAGUCACAGUGGAGGACAUGGACAGACCAGGGACUGUCUCAUAUUGGUCUCCUGCAGUCAUUUCUUGGAGUAGUGGAGCAUCUCAGGAGGACAGCAAGGCACCUGACAUGGAGCAGAGUUUGGAGAGCUUACAACCUCUGGAAGAGGACAUGGCUUUAAAUGAAGUCUUACGGAAAUUAAAACAUACUAACAAAAGGCAGCAAACUCUGAUCCAAGACCUGCAGUGUAGUAACAAGUAUUUAGAGAAGAAGGUCGAAGAGCUCCAGAGGCAGACUACCAAGCAGCAGGUGUUCGUUGACAUAAAUAAGCUAAAGGAAAAGAUGGAAGAACUAAUUGAAGACAAAUACAGAGUGAUGCUAGAGAAGAAUGAUACUGAGAAGACACUGCAGAACUUGCACGAGGUUUUGACUAACACCCAAAAACAUCUCCAGGAAUCUAGGAAUGAAAAGGAAACCUUACAGCUCGAGCUUAAGAAGGUCAAGGGCAAUUAUGUUCACCUACAGGAAAGGUACAUGACUGAAAUGCAACAGAAAGAUAAAACUGUAAGUCAGUGCAUGGAGAUGAACACAACCUUAAGUAAGAAAGAAGAAGAGGUAGAGAGGCUGAAGCAGCUCAAGGGAGAAUUGGAAAAGGCCACCACUUCUGCUUUGGACUUGUUGAAAAGGGAAAAGAAGACCCGAGAGCACGAGUUCCUGUCUUUACGGGAGGAAUUUCAGAAACAUGAAAAGAAGAACCUGGAAGAACGACAGAAACUGAAAUCAAGACUGGAGAAACUGCUCACUCAAGUUAAUAAUUUACAGUUCAUAUCUGAGAAUGAGAAGGGGAAGAAUGCCAAACUGAAGCAGCAGGUCAUCUCAGUAAAACAAGAAAAUGUGAGGCUACAGCAGCAGAUUGCAGGGAGCGAGGAGCAAAAUUAUGCCCCUCGGUUUGAGACGGCUCAUUUAAAGGAGGACUCUGGGGAGGCAGUGGAGGCAGAUAUCACAAAGGAUGCAAAGAUGAUACAUUCUAAUUUGUUCCUGAAUUGCUCACCUUGUGAAGAAGAAAGCCUGAAUCCCCCAGAUGUGAAAAGAACCUCUCAGCUGGUCUCCAAACUUCACAGUCUUCUGGCUCUGGUCAUAGGACUUCUCACAUGUCAGGACAUUACUACUACUGAUGCUGAAUAUUUCAAAGAUUGUGAGAAAAUUAGUGAUAUAAUGCUACAAAAACUGAAGCACUUCCAUCUUAAAAAGAAAAAUUUAGAUAAAAAGCUACUGAAACAUAAAGACAGAAUCACAGCUUUUAGAGAGUUGAUUACUAAUGAAAAAGCAUUUCAAGAUCGAGUUACUGAGGUUACAGGCUUUGAUUCAGAUGAAACCAAGAAUGUUGGAGAUGUACCUAUCUUACUGGGAGCCAAACGGAAUAAGUACCACAGUCUGAAUGAAGAGCUUGAUUGCUUGAACACAGGGGGACUGUAAAGGGGACCCAACCCAGGAAAUCUUCCUCGGGAGGACUUUAUAACUGAGCAGUAACACCUGGUCCGAGGGAACCUCAUCCAGCACCACCAGCCAGCUGGCUUCUUCACCUCUCAGUACCUGUGUCCACACAGCAUGGAAAGCAGCUUUCCAGGAAGACUUCCUCCUCUACUCUGGCCAAGUGUAUAGGGCCUGUGAAUAGGGCCAGACACAGGUACUCUUCCUCUGCCUAGCUCAGCCCUACCCUGGGAGUCUGCCUCUUUGAGAUCAUUGGCAAGGCCCCUCGCCACUGCUGUAGGUCUGCAUUUGCACCACAUGCUCCAGCACACGUGGGCAGACCCCACAGGAAGGGAGGUGCUGGGGAAAUGAGAGAGCAUGCCCCUGCAAUGCUGUCAGCCCUCGAGCACCCUCCAGAUACUUCUUAUCUCCACUUAUGCAAGGGCUCUGAUGCGAUCUUAAAAAGUAUUUAUUUUAAAUAUUUCACACCAAACUAAUAUAAUAAAUAACCCUGUAUGUACCACCCAGGUAAAGAAAUGAAACGUGAAUAUAGUUGAAGCCCCCUGUGGCUGUCUCCAGUUGCAUUUUCGUCCCCUCCACCCAGUGGUAACCAUUAUCCUGAAUUUAAUGUUUACCUUGACCAUGCAGGUCUGUAUUUCCUGCAUAUAUAUGUAUCUUUAAACAAUGUGCAGUAUUGUUUUGUAUAUCUUUUAUUAUUUUACAUAUCUUUUUUAUUGUACAUCCUUUUCUAAGUUUUUUGGCCUCAAUCCUGUAACUGUAAGGUUCUUUUUUUUUUGUGAUAGAUGUAGCUGCAUUUACCCAUUUUCACUCCUAUGUAGUAUUUUAACAUAUGAAUAAAUCAUAGCUCACACUAGAACGUUUCAGAUAUACUGAGUCUUUGUCCACAAACCUUUGCAGAGUUGAAAUCAUAAUGUCUAUAUACUAUUGAAUUUUAAUUGAUAUAUCACACAUUUUUAUAUGCUACUAUACUAUCCUUAUAGAUUGUAUAUAGAUUAUAUAUAAUUCUCAAUGGCUGCAUAAUAUUCCAUAGAGUGAAAAUACAAUAAUCUUUUAGCCAUUCCCCUUAUUAGAUGAUUGAGUUCUUUCUGCUUUUAUGGAGAGGCUUUUCAUUUGUGAUUAUUUCCUUAGAAUAAAUUAUUGAAGUGGCAUUACUGCUUUUAAAGCUAUAAAUAUGCAUGUGAAUCUUUAUGUACAUAAUCAAAUGAAUUUCAAAAGACUAACUUUACCUUACAGAUAUCAGUGUGUUAAUGGUGCUAUUUCAUCAAAUAUUACCACUUGAAAUGUUUCUAACAAUUGACCUUUUAGUUUAUACUUGUAGUAAGAUGAAACAUUUUUUAACAUACUGUUUUUACAAUUGUGUGUGGGGGACAGUCUCACCUGCAGAUUUUAAUAUAUACAGAGUUUAACAACUCUCUUUUAACAGAGAUUUUAACAUAUGCAUUAUAUUUUAAAGAAUAAUAAUUGUGAUAGAAUAAAUAACAUCCUGUUAUAUGCAGAUUCCAAACUGCUUUCCAAGACAAAGUUUUAAAUGUUAUUGUAUAUAUUCCUAGGCCUGAUAACCAUCUAAAGAUUUUUUUGCUUUUUAUUCAAUUUCAUGUGUCCCCAAAUCUGAUUUCUCUUCUACCUUCACCUAGU
Prionailurus viverrinus (fishing cat) is the source of this 4176-nucleotide messenger RNA. RefSeq names its product cancer antigen 1 (gene CAGE1). The coding region runs from base 151 to 2526 and encodes 791 amino acids. Lineage: Eukaryota; Metazoa; Chordata; Mammalia; Carnivora; Felidae. The transcript has 10 exons. The record is from RefSeq and is a predicted model, not a curated record.